UGUCAAUCAAAGUUUGACAGUUGCACAUGUCGCUAUACGGACCAGGAACAGCAAACAACUCGUCAUUCUAGAUUUACUAUCAAAAGAAGAAAAUGGGUGCUUUUGGUUUCAAAGUACUUUGUUUGAUGUCAACGUUUUGCUCUCUAAUCGCUUACGAUAAAGACUACGAAGCAAUCGAGACUUUUAUAUUAGGAAAAUCAUACAGUCCUUCAUUCACGUCACCAAAAGUAAUGAGGCAUUUGGCAGACAAAGUUCACACUGAAGGGUACGACCUUGAUCUCCCGUGCAAGGCGAUCGGGGCAUGGCCGAUAACUUAUAACUGGUUCAUCAAUGGGCAUAAUUUCAAAAGGCGUUUCAGAGUAAAUGUCAAAAACGAAGGGACUCUUCUACGAAUACAAAGGAUUCGCGCAAGGGAUGCUGGGGUGUAUACUUGCUUGGUCUCCAAUAAAUAUGGCAACCUCUCAUUCUCGUUUCCACUGAAAAUAAAAGAAACUCCUGGGCUUGCACCGAGAUUCUACGACAUCGACGUCAUGAAACGACAACAAUUUACCGUCAAGCACGAGGGACAGACAGUGCGAUUCCGAUGUGAGGGCAAAAGCGAUGUACCAAUGCGAUACACAUGGCUGAAGAAUGGGAAACCUUUGAAGAAGGAACGAAGGAGAAUUGAUUUCAGUAACCGUAUGCUGAGAAUCAGAAAACUGACACUCGAAGAUGCUGCCAAUUAUACGUGCGUGGUCAACAAUAGCUUUGGGUGGAUUUCAUUUAGUUUCACCUUAAACAUGCCUCGAAGCAGGGAAGGUGGCCCUCCACGAGUGACAACUUACAAGAAAGAAAACUAUAUCAAGGCUAAAGUUGGUGAAAGUGUAUCACUAGAAUGCCUCGAAUUGACUUCGGCAGUCCUCCCUUACGUGUCGUGGUAUAAGUGGUCAUAUCCGGUAGAGAAGCAAUUUGCACUGCGGACAAUUUUCCCGGACGUAAAAAACCCCAAAAAGUGGGCGAAGAUCCCGUUCAAAUAUAUCAGUCCCAAAUACUACACAACCUUCCACGUUAGCGAAUGGUUUCAUCAUAAAAACAGUCCCUUCAUUCUCGAUGAAACUAGGCCAUAUGGCUUACGACUGACGCUACCUAACGUCACACUGGCGGACGCUGGAAUGUACACAUGUGCCGCUUCGAACAAUCAAGGGAAUGACCUGGCCAAGCUGCUUCUUCGUGUCUACCUUUGAAAUGGAAUUAAAAUAAAUGAAAAUCAAGGAUCCCAUGUAGUUAAGUACUACACAGCCAGAGUGAUGCCAAAUCACGGACUACGAGUUUUAAAUUUUGCAAGGGACUCUCGUAAUGUUUAAAUGUCAGGUAAACUUCAGCUUCUUUGAAACAUAACUAAGACGUUGAUUAUGUUUUGGCAACAACUUCAAGUUAUAAUUUUAUCACUUCAGGGUUCUGAUAUUUUGAGGCAGCUCAUUUACACUUAUUACAUAUCAGAAGCCCUUAUAGAUAUUUGCGCUGAACUGGAACUAAAAAACGUUUGUUUACCGGUGCCUCCAACUAAAAAACCAGUUAAAAAUUUCUGUCAAAGUUAUAUACCGGUAACCAGUAAAGAACAGAAACUCUUGCGUGUUUUAUUUGUUUUAAUUAACAGAGACUUUUCAAUAUCCCUUUUGAAAACUUUGGCUAUUUCUCUACCUAAAAGAGUUUCCAACUCCUUACUGCUUUAACUCCUGACUGCCUUAACAAUUUGCAAACCGUGUAUGUAUGUCGCCCUCAUUUUAUUACGCUAUAUUGAUUCAAAAUGGCAGAGUUUUGAGUAAUAUCAUGGCUAUGCAAAAAUAGCUAGACCUCUUAGGACCAAGAACUAAGGAGGUCAGUGUAUUUAUCUUUAUUUGAGAAGUCAUAUUUGCCAAAAAUCAAUGGUUAUUCAUAUUGAUCAACGAUAGACAAUAUUUUUGUUCAGAAUAGGCAUGAACUGAACUGAUGGGUUAAUGGUAAAUUUAAUAGCGGUAUGUUAAUAUCAAAAAGUAAAUAUGUUUAUGUCAAAAAGUAAAAAUGUUAAUGUCAAGGCCCUUACAGAAAUCUUAUAUCAAAUAAUCAAGGAAGAGGAUGUAACAACAAAACGUAUGACGUCAAGUCAAGGUCAUAUUAUCGUUAAGAUCACGUCUGUUGUAGACCCUCGCGGAUAAUGUUUUCAUUCUUGAUAACUCUUUAGAAUGACUAGAACGAAUAGUGAACAUGAUAAUUGUAGAAGCUGUUAUUCUUUAGCAAUGGCCUAUUUCCAACCACUUCUGUUCUUGCUUUACUAUAGCGAAGUUUAUCCAAACAGAGUUUUAUUUGCAUUAAUCUAUUAUAUAUUAGAAUAACCAUAAUUUUUGUAACCAUUCAAUCUUCAUGUUAAUGUGUGAACCUAUGUAAAUAACAUUUUCUUACUUUUAUAUAUCUGUGUAUUUAAGUCUAUGUAAAGUAAAUAUUGGAUGAAGUUUUAUGAAAGUUAGAAGUUUUUUGUGUUGA
Rhopilema esculentum is the source of this 2499-nucleotide messenger RNA. Its product is annotated as contactin-5. Lineage: Eukaryota; Metazoa; Cnidaria; Scyphozoa; Rhizostomeae; Rhizostomatidae. The record is from RefSeq and is a predicted model, not a curated record. Gene Ontology annotation, molecular function: cell-cell adhesion mediator activity. Gene Ontology annotation, cellular component: axon; plasma membrane. Gene Ontology annotation, biological process: dendrite self-avoidance; axon guidance; homophilic cell-cell adhesion.